Molecule: messenger RNA, 1292 nt
Organism: Nematostella vectensis (starlet sea anemone)
Lineage: Eukaryota; Metazoa; Cnidaria; Anthozoa; Actiniaria; Edwardsiidae
Product: chymotrypsin B
Exons: 8
Coding region: 56-1201 (381 amino acids)
Biological process (GO): proteolysis
Molecular function (GO): serine-type endopeptidase activity
Source: RefSeq, a predicted model, not a curated record
AUAUAACGUGCUACGAGCGCGUAGUACUCAGUAGAAACACGCGAUCUAUCUCGCGAUGGCUUUUGUUCUAGUAUGUUUCGUGGCCCUUGUCGGGGCUUCCCUCGUCAGCUCAGAGUGUGGCCGUAAACCAGCAGGCGCCCGUAUCAUCAAUGGUCAGAACGCUCAACCUCACUCGUGGCCGUGGCAGAUCUCCCUCCGGCAAGGCAGACGCUUUCAUCUGUGCGGAGGGGCCCUGAUCAGUGACCGAUGGGUUGUCACCGCUUCCCACUGCAUUCACGAUGACCUCAACCCCGGCAGCUACAUGGUCGUUGUUGGUGCACACCGAAUGUCAGGAAGCACGAGCGUCGAGAAAACCAUUCGAGUGUCUCAGGUUCUCGAGCAUCCCCGCUACGACAGUCAAAGAGAUGUCAAUGACAUCGCGCUGAUUGAGCUGGCGACUCCUGUGGAGUUUGACAGCGCGGGAAAAGUCGGCACAGUUUGCUUGACGGACCAGCGACCAGCACCAGGAAAACGAUGCUACAUCACAGGUUGGGGUGCUAUUAAUGGCCACACCCAGCAAUCUCCCGACAUCCUCCAGCAAGGCGUGAUGCCAAUUGCGUCUCACGAGAACUGCAGAAGAAAGUACGGCGACGUGUCGUCCACGGCUCAUCUGUGCGCAGGGGAGGCGAGAUCUGACGCGGCAGGGGGAUGCAACGGCGACAGUGGGGGUCCCCUUGUAUGCGAGGAUAAUGGCAGCUGGUUCUUGCACGGAGCGGUCAGUUAUGGACUGGAAUAUUGUCCCACGACUCAUUACACCGUGUUCGCACGUGUUGCUAGCUAUACGGACUGGAUCAAGAGGAUGACGGGUGUAGGGUUAAGUGGCGAGGGAGGCGGUGUUAAUCCUCCACCACCCCCACCACCAACAGGCAAUCCACCACCACCACCACCCCCGACAGACUACCCUCCACCACCGCCCCCACCCCCCACAGACUGCGAGGACGAAGCGGAUAAUUGUGCAAGUCUCGCUCAGUACUGCAGCACCGAGUCCAUCAGAAACAAGUGGUGCAGAAACACCUGUAACUCAUGUAGCGGCGGUGGCGGUGAUGGAGGAACAGACUGUCGCGACACGGGCGAGUACUGUGACUAUCACGUGCCACGUGGAGACUGCGAGAGAAUGGACAUUGUGCGGCGAAAAUGCAAGAAGAGCUGUGGUCUCUGUUAGGUACGGUUAUGUGAUACAAUAUAUAAAUUAGGAAAAGAAAGAAAGCGGAAUAGAGAAAAAAAAAGAUACGUAUUAAAAUUAAAUGUCCGCU